AUGGACAGUGGAACAUAUGAAGAACUGUUGAAGUUAGUAGAGCCACAAAUCCGAAGACAGGACACACUAAUGCGUGACGCAAUAAGCGCGAACGAACGCCUUUCAGCGACUUUGCGUUUCUUGGCUAGUGGUCAAAGCUAUGAAGACCGGAAAUUCUUAACAGGAAUUUCUACCCAGAGCCUUAAAAUGCUAAAGCCUAUUCUGAUCCUGGGAAUGAAGGUCACAAAUGACGAUCUUGUGUUGGAGUUACUCGUCAGGGGAGUGCUCAUGCCUGGAAAUGAAGAAGAGUGGAAGGAAGUUGCAAAUGGUUUUGAAAUGCAAUGGAAUUUUGUGAACUGCAUUGGAGCUAUUGACGGAUAGCAUGUCCAUACGGUCGACAGUUAUUUGCGAGCUCUGAAGAAAACCUUCAGCAUUGUACUCAUGGCGAUAGUAAAUGCACAGUAUGAGUUCAUUUGUGUUGAAGUUGGAGCAAUUGGCAGGGCAUCAGAUGCUGGAGUAUUUCUCCAAUCGGAAUAUAAAAUGCGCUACGAUGAUCAAUCACUGUUCAUUCCGAAGCCUCGCCAAAUUGAAAAUUUAUCAUAUGAACUGCCGUAUGUGUUAGUAGGGGACGACGCCUUUCCUUUGUCAAAAAAUUUGAUGAAGCCAUACAGUCGUCAGAAACUGGAAAAGGAGCAUCUAGGCGUAUAGUGGAAAAUGCAUUUGGCAUAAUAGUUAACUAAAUACUAUUGCUUUAGAUCCGGAAAAGGCUUCUGUUAUUGUUUUUUGUUGCUGCUAUUUGGACAACUUUUUAUCGAAGAAGAACGGCGCAGUAUUAUUGAGAGGUGCAGCAGAUUCCGCAAAUUCAACUGGAGGAACACCUCCCAACCAUCAAAUGGACGAUUUGGAAUCAUUGAAAGGUGGCAAUUAUCCUGAA
Drosophila serrata is the source of this 913-nucleotide messenger RNA. Its product is annotated as protein ALP1-like. The record is from RefSeq and is a predicted model, not a curated record. Lineage: Eukaryota; Metazoa; Arthropoda; Insecta; Diptera; Drosophilidae.